Protopterus annectens (West African lungfish) is the source of this 2868-nucleotide messenger RNA. Its product is annotated as UDP-GlcNAc:betaGal beta-1,3-N-acetylglucosaminyltransferase-like protein 1. The transcript is spliced from 6 exons. Lineage: Eukaryota; Metazoa; Chordata; Ceratodontiformes; Protopteridae. The record is from RefSeq and is a predicted model, not a curated record. The coding region runs from base 27 to 578 and encodes 183 amino acids.
UUACUUCCCAUGGACCUACUGUGGUUAUGCCUUCUUGGUUCUGCUCCCGAGACUGGUUUAAUCAUGUUGGCAAGUUUGACGAGGGAGGCAAGGGUGUUCCAGAAGAUUUGAUUUUCUUUUAUGAUCAUCUGCGCAAAGAUGGAACUCUUCACCGGAUAAACCAGUGCCUUCUACUUUAUCGUUAUCAUGAACAAGCUGCAACACAUUCCGUCUUGGAAGAGACCAUCUGGAACCAUCGUGUGAAAUUCCUUGAAGAGCGGGUGCUGGACCACUGGAUAUCUUUUACCAUCUGGAAUGCUGGGAAGCAAGGCAGGAAGUUAUACAGAAGCUUGUCAUUAGCUAAUCAGAAAAAGGUUUUAGCAUUCUGUGAUGUUGAUGAGAAGAAGAUAAAAAAGGGGGUUUAUACCCAUGAAGAGUCAAAGGUGAAACCCAAACCAAAAGUACUAAUAAAGCAUUUCAGAGAUGCAUCUCCGCCUUUUAUCAUCUGUGUUAAGCUGGAUCUAACAGGUGGGCAGUUUGAAGACAAUCUAAACUCACUCAACUUGAAGGAAGGGAAGGACUACUAUCAUUUCAGUUAAAGGCUCAGAAGAUCUCAAGAUGCAGAGACAUUAGUUAUUACGUAUUAACAAUUCCUGAAAACUCUGAUUUAAAUAUAUCAGACAUGUAUCAUGCAUAAGUCAUGUUGCUACAGGAUUGUCUUGUAGGAUAUCUAAAAGCUUAAGGAACUGACUUAUGAUGGCAGGUACUGAAGUGUAUAUUCUGUUUUUAAUGGUUUCUGUUAUGAUGACCGAACAGUUCUGCAUACUGCCCCCCCCCCCUUUUCAGCACAUGCAAAUCCAUGCAAGACUGAAACAGUACAAACUAGCCUCAUUGGCCAAAAUUGAUAUUUUUAUCAUUGUGUUUUUCUCAGCUGCCAAAAGACCUUGAAAUUUGUAACACCAUGAUUAUGUUAGCAUUUUCGUUAUGGAAAUUCAAAUGCAAAACUGGAGCAGAUAACCUACUGUUCUACGAGAUGCAUUUUUAGUUGCUGUGUUAAGCAGUUUACUUCUGUUAAUCGUGUCAGUUAAAUAUAAGGCAUAGUCAUACUUGGACAGCUGUACAGUAUAAACUACACAAGCAAUACUACAUUUCACAUAAAUGUUCCAUAAUAUGGAAGUAGUGUUUUUAUCCUUAAAUGUGUUUUACCUUUGGGUAUUUUAUCACAGUGACGUGAAACAUUACGUUACAAGAAUUUGUAGUCAUGUAAAAUAUGUGCAUUACAAAGAUUACAGAUCUAUUAAACAUUGUACUGUUUCUGAAAAUUGUCCACAUUAGGUCAUGCGACCUGUACUAACAGUUAGGUAGGAAAUAUGUUACAUUUCAACAUGAACUCUGCUUAGAAUAUUUUACUUAUUUUUACAUGUAAAAAUAAAAUAAAAGUACUUUUAUAUCUUAAUAGUUCAUGAGUUUUUUUCCAUCCCCCAUCCCUUCAGUUUUUGAAAACAGAUGGCAGUAUCCCAGCUUUUUGCUCCAUAUGUUAGCCAUCACAUGGCCAUGCUUAUACUGCUGUUUGUGUUUAAGCUUGGUACUUGGCUUUAUCACAAAUCACAACACUAACUCUGUUCUAUUAAUGCUUUUGUUGCAGUAGCAGUCAAUCUGUGCAACUUUAGUGACCCCUUAAUUGUCCAAGAAUAAAGUUGUUUCAGUCAGUACCCUUUACUGCCGAUUUUUUUGCAGUCUUUGUCCCUUUACCUUCCCACUGACCUUUGACAACAUGCCAUUACCCCUCUCUCACCCCAUCAGCAGAUGUUCUGUUUUAUCCAGGCUACUUAGGCCAAUUGUUUUACAGAUAUUGUUAUUGUUUAUAAUUUCAUUUACAAAUCUUGUAGGCUCAUAAAUGUGCACUUAGCCAACAACCAGUGGGGCCCUUUUAAGCUUAGCCAUACAUACCAAAUCUCUGACAAGUUCCUGGAACCCUGAUAUAUGAAAUUGGCAGCUUGGGAGAUGAAACAGUUACAAGCAGUGGCCUGGCAGAUCAACCAUUUACAGGAUGCCUGUGUCCAUUAGAGACAUAGAUGCCAAACCAGGGAUGAAUUUAUUGUUCCUGAUCCAACUGUCGAAGUUACACCUGAAUUGGGUUGGGGAGGACUUCACAUGGUUGGAGAGUCUGUUCCAGAAAGGGAUAGUCUCUGGACUACAUACUUAUCUUUCCAGCAGGUCUUCUUCUUCUUCUCCUUUCGGCUUUUCCCGGUGAGGGGGCACCACAGUGGAACAACAUUCCACAGAAUGAUUGGCAGUGGAGUUUUUUAUGGUGUCGACUUGCCAGCCUGGAACCCAAUGUUCCAUAGAAGGCAUCCACGUGCACACACUUACACCUAAGGCCAAUUUAGAGUGUCCAAUCCACUUACAGCAUGUCUUUGGGAUGCAGGAGGAAGCCAGAGCACCCGGAGGAAACCCAGGUGACCACAGGGAGGACAUGCAAACUCCACACAGAAGGCACCCCAGCCAAGAAUCGAACCGGAGAACCUCUUGCUGUGAGAUGCCUGUCCAGCAGGUCUGUUUAUAUAAUAUGCAAGGUUUAAGUCUGUAGAACAGGUAAUUCUGGUGCUGUUUAUUUAUCAACGUGCAGGAGGUCCAUCAGGGUGAGGUCCAACAGUACCUUGUAUGACAAGAAUAGAUCUGCCCUCAAUAGCCUGUAGAAACAGAGAAGAGAAUACAGGGACAGGUCUUUUAGGCAGUUUGUAUAGAACAUGUUACUUAUACUCUGUAUUCUUUUAGUGAGUAACUGCUGUGGAUGUUAUAGUUGCUGGAUGUGCCUGGGUAUGUACAUACCAAAGGAGGCAUUAUACUUGAUGACUGGGCUGAUGAAUGCUGAAAACAGUGGAACAA